This is a messenger RNA of Rubroshorea leprosula, 1975 nucleotides long. The record is from the annotation of a GenBank genome assembly. Lineage: Eukaryota; Viridiplantae; Streptophyta; Magnoliopsida; Malvales; Dipterocarpaceae.
ACCUUUAUGCGUCGUUCUCGUCCCUCUUUUUUUUUUUUGAACACCGGCAUUGAUCUCUUGUCUCUUCCAUUGAUAUUUUUUAACAAAAUCUCAACGAAAAUUUACUCUUAAUUUGUUCCACAAAACAUGCACCCACGUUCUCUUGAUUUCUACAACAAGAAAAAGUCCCACCGAACCCUUCAUUUACCCAUCUCCCCAAACUCCAUAGAAUCAGGAAAAACAUAAUUUCCCUUUUGAUUUUCCGGUGAACUUCAAUUCUAUUUGGAAGUGGAGAAAGCAGAGGUUUCUUAUCUGUUUUUUCUUCUACAUUUUCAUUGGUAAACAAAGGAGAUGGUUCUUGCUUUGCACGGAGGGCACAUGAAGAAGAAAAUGUUUGAUAUUCCAGGGAGAAAUUUUUUGAGUGCGAUCCUAAGGAAUGAUGGGGAUGAUAGUCCAUUGGAGACCCAACAACAGAUAGGAUCUGCAACAUUUACUAGGGAAAAGUCUCUGGUCUCUAAGAUGCCAGAGACUACUGUGGAGGCUAGGCCAGAAACUCCCAAGGAGAGGCAGCCAUCUUCAGGUGAAGUUCAUAUGGGUGUGUAUAUGGACAUGAUGAAGGAAAAGUUUGCUAAACUGCUUUUGGGUGAAGAUAUGUCAGGAGGAGGAAAGGGAGUUUCUUCUGCUUUGGCUUUGUCAAACGCCAUCACAAACCUUGCUGCAUCAAUCUUUGGAGAAAUACACAAACUAGAACCAAUGGCUCCGGAUAGGAGAGUACGGUGGAAAAAGGAAGUUGAUUGGCUUUUAUCUGUAACUGAUCACAUUGUUGAGUUUGUUCCUUCACGACAGACAUCUAAGGAUGGCACAAACAUGGAAAUUAUGGUGACGAGACAAAGAAAGGAUUUGCUUAUGAACAUACCUGCCUUGAGAAAACUAGAUGCCAUGCUAAUUGAAAUCCUUGACGAUUUUGGAAAUGAGAAUAAGGAAUUCUGGUAUGUGAAGAGAAAUGCCAAUGAUUCAGAGAACGAGAGUAGCCACGGAAGGCAAGAUGAUAAAUGGUGGCAUCCCGUUGUUAACGUUCCUUCAAAUGGCUUGUCAGAGUCGUGCAGGAGAUGGUUGCAGUCUCAAAAGGACUCUGUCAACCAAGUGCUAAAGGCAGCCAUGGCCAUCAAUGCUCAAGUCCUUUCUGAAAUGGAGAUCCCCGAGAACUACAUUGACUCCCUCCCUAGGAAUGGGAGAGCAAGCCUUGGGGAAUCAAUCUACAAGAACAUCACAGUGGAAUACUUCGACCCUGAGCAGUUCCUCUCAACCAUGGACCUCUCUACAGAACACAAAGUGAUUGACCUAAAAGACAGGAUUGAGGCCUCCAUUGUAAUUUGGAAGAGGAAGAUGCACCAAAAGGAUAGCAGGUCCACUUGGAGUUCAGGUGUAAGCUUGGAGAAGAGGGAGCUCUUUGAAGAGAGGGCAGAAACUAUCUUACUUAUAAUCAAACAGCGAUUUCCUGGAAUCCCACAAUCUCAAUUAGACAUAUCUAAGAUCCAAUAUAACAGGGAUGUGGGACAGUCUGUUCUAGAGAGCUACUCAAGAAUACUAGAGACAUUAGCAUACACAGUUCUGUCUAGGAUUGAAGAUGUCCUUUACGCCAAUGCUGUAGUUCAAAAAUCAUCAUCCCCAACAGAAUCCGAAGAAGAGGUGGAGAAGUCAGGAUCACCAACUUCAAUGACACUCUCAGAUUUCAUGGGUUGGAAUUUGGAUGCAGCCAACUUUCCAAAAGAUCAGGAAUCCAAAAACAAAACUGAAAAUGAAAAGAUGAUGGCCAAAGCCCCCGCUUCCCCAAAGAAAGCUACAUAUCUGGAGAGGAUUGAAAACAACUCAAGUGGAAAGAGAAGUCCAACCGCUCGCCAUUGAUGCCGAGAACCUGUAGAGGAAGAGUAGAAGAAGAGAGAAAAUUAGUGAGAUGACAAAGAAAAGUAGAGACAAAUAAAAUAGUUAGAAAAGC